AUGGCCGCACCCUCGAAGCGACCCGUCCGCAUUGCAGGAUGCUCGGGCUCAACCACCGACCGUCGCGAUGCUAUGCGUAUCCUCGCCGCCAACCACGCAAACGACCCAAUCGACGUGAUCAUAGGAGACUGGAUGAGCGAGGCCAACAUGACAUCCAGGGCAGCCAUGAAGCUCGACAAGCAAGCCUCCAGCUUCAUUCCGCAAGGUUCAGCAGCCCCUGGCGACGCGUACGAACCGACCUUCCUCGAGGCUCUCGAACCCGCAUUGUUGGAUAUUGCGAAGCAUGGCAUCAAGGUAGCUGUCAACGCCGGCGCGUCUGAUACGGCGCUGUUGCACGAGGUGGUUACGCAGAUGGUAAAGAGCAAGCGAUUGGAUCUGAAAGUUGCAUACGUCAGCGGUGAUGAGGUCUUUCCUGCUGUGCAGAAAGCACUGAAAGAGAAGAAGUCCAAGUUCGAGAACAUCUGCACAGGCCAGGUCCUAGAAGACUGGGACUUCGAGCCAAUCUACGCGCAGGCCUACCUUGGUGGCCUCGGUAUCGCAGCCGCCUUCGGGAAAGGAGCGGAUAUUGUAGUAUGCGGCCGCGUCUCAGACGCUUCGCCGGUGAUUGCGGCAGCUUACUGGUGGCACAAUUGGCAGCGCUCCGACCUCGUCCAGCUUGCUAAUGCUUUCGUCGCUGGCCAUCUGAUUGAGUGUUCCAACUAUGUCUGCGGAGGUAACUACACUGGGUUCAAGGAGCUCGAGUCCAAGGGCUGGGACGACAUCGGGUAUCCCAUUGCCGAGAUUGCUACAAAUGGCCAAGUGAUCAUCACGAAGAACAAAGGCUCCGGAGGUGAAGUUUCCGUCAAUACUUGCUCGAGCCAGCUGCUGUACGAGAUUCAAGGACCCUGGUAUUACAACUCUGACGUGACUGCCAUCCUGGACGAGCUGUGGUUCGAGCAGCUGUCUACCGACCGAGUUGCGCUGCGAGGCGUCAAAGCUGACCUGCCUCCUCCCACCACCAAAGUCGGGAUCACUGCCAAGGGAGGCUACCAGGCAGAGAUGCAUUGGUUCCUUUGCGGCCUGGAUAUUCAUGCGAAGGCGCGGAUGAUGGAAGCACAGAUACGCAAGAUGAUGCGGCCGUACAUGGACCGCUACACCAAGCUGGCCUUUACCAAGAACGGCUCCGUGCCUGAUAACCCUACUAAUCAGAACGGGGCUACUGUGGACUUCAGGGUAUUUGUGCAGGCGCGAGAGGCGGAAGACAUCAUGCCGCAGAAGUUCUUCAGGCCUUGCAUCGAUCCAAUCAUGGAGGGCUAUCCGGGCGCGACUCCUCACCUGGACUGGAGACAGGGGCUGCCGAAGCCUAUCUACGAGUACUAUGUGACGCUGUUACCCCAGUCUGAUGUCCAGCACAAGGUUCAUCUCUGGUCUGGUGAAACCUUCGAGAUACCCCCACCGCCGAAGACGAAGGCGUGGCCUAAGCAGCAGCCGAGCCAGGCAGUGACCGAGGGUGCGGUGGAUCUAGCGAAUUUUGGGAGAACCGUCAAGGGCCCGCUGGGCUGGAUCGUACACGCGAGAAGCGGUGAUAAGGGGAGUGAUUGUAAUGUUGGCUUUUGGGUGAGGCAUCCGGACGAGUGGGCGUGGUUGAGGUCACUGCUCUCCGUGGAGAAGAUGAAGUAUUUGCUAGCGGAUGAGUAUGUUGGAAAGCCAAUUGACCGAUUUGAGUUGCCCAACAUGCGUGCUGUCCAUUUCCUCCUGCAUGACCACCUUGAUCGAGGCGUUAGCUGUUCGAGUUCAUAUGAUUUCUUGGGAAAGAACGUAGCGGAGUUUCUACGGGCGAGGCAUGUUGAUUUGCCAGUGAGGUUUCUUGACCGGGGGAAGCUUUGA
Molecule: messenger RNA, 1866 nt
Organism: Coniosporium apollinis CBS 100218
Lineage: Eukaryota; Fungi; Ascomycota; Dothideomycetes
Exons: 3
Coding region: 1-1866 (621 amino acids)
Source: RefSeq, a predicted model, not a curated record